UGAUUAAUGACCUAGACAGUAAGCUAUUAAUCCUUCCUUUCGAAAUAUCUACGCGCGAGGGUUGAUUACUUCUUACUUGCAAGUAUUUUGAACUUUUUAUUUCAAACUGAUUUUUGGUUAUUUAAAAUGCCUCAAUGCGAACAGGGAAUGUCAAACACAGAACUCGUUACUGAACAGAUUGUGUUUAUUUUGAAACUCAUCUGGUGCUUAUUUUGUGAAGUGGCUAGAUGUCUUUUACAAACAAUCAGUCCAGUGUAUAAAGAUCUAUCAUCGGAUGUUAUACUUGUCACCGGUGCAGGCAAUGGUAUAGGCAGACUCAUGUGUUUAGAAUUUGCAAAAUUUUGUCCAAAUAUAAUAGCUGUUGAUAAGAAUGAGAAAGGCUUAUUAGAAACAUCCAAAUUAGUUUUUAAGGAAACUAACAUUCAAAUUAAAGUGUAUACAUGCGAUCUAAGACAUAAGAAGGAGAUUGAUGAAUUAUCGACUAAUGUUUUGAAAGAAUUUGGAAAAGUUACCGUUCUAGUCAAUAAUGCAGGUGUCAUGAAUGCAGAUUUUAUCUCUGAACUAACACAGGAUUCUAUAGAAAAUUGUUUCAAAGUCAAUACCUUAUCACAUGUUUAUCUAAGCCAAGCAUUUCUACCUACUAUGCUUAAUAAAACAAAUGAAAACUCUAACUGUGAUAAUGAUGUCCCAGUGACAUUUCGUCAUCCUCGUGGACAUAUUGUUUGUAUUUCAUCAAUAGCUGGUCGAGUACCAUUAGCUGGUGGUGCUGAUUAUUGUGCAUCUAAAGCGGCAGCUUUGCUAUUUGCUGAAUCAUUAGAAUUGGAAUUGUUGAAAUUGGGAGUAGAUGAUGAAAUUCGUGUUACACGUGUAUUACCUUUCCUACUUAAUACAGAUAUGUUCAAAGGUGUAACACCCAAACGUCCUUUACUUUUUCCCACUGUGGAUGCUAGUUAUUGUGCAAAUCGAAUUGUUCAGUCUGUACGUUUAAAUGAACGAGUCGUUUAUGUAAGCCCUCGAUAUCGCAUAUUGCCUAUCUUACAAAUACUUCUUCCAACCAAAAUGCUUCAUUGUUUGUUUGAAUAUGCUAAUACAGAUGCAUAUGUUGAUCAGUUGAAGCUUUGUCGAAAGAAAACUGAUGCUUGCAGUUAA
Schistosoma turkestanicum is the source of this 1149-nucleotide messenger RNA. The record is from the annotation of a GenBank genome assembly. Lineage: Eukaryota; Metazoa; Platyhelminthes; Trematoda; Strigeidida; Schistosomatidae.